Molecule: messenger RNA, 1344 nt
Organism: Sphenostylis stenocarpa
Lineage: Eukaryota; Viridiplantae; Streptophyta; Magnoliopsida; Fabales; Fabaceae
Source: the annotation of a GenBank genome assembly
AUGGAUCCUGCACCUUCCUUCACUCUCUCCCUCCUCCUCUUCCUCGCUCUCAUGCUAUUACAUACAUAUGCAGCACACUGCAGAGAAACUCCACCUCCAACUCCCCAUGGAAUCAUUGCUCCACCGCCGCCCGACAACGACAACGACACCACGCCGUCGUUCAGACCGGGCAUAGCCGUCGUCGUCUGCGUUUUGACCACCAUAAUCUCCCUCACGUCGCUCCUCCUCCUCUACAUCAAACACUGCAACGGCGGGAGCAUCCACGGCGGCGGCGGAGGGAGCUCGAUUCCGUGGACGGUGGCGCCUUUCGCCGGAAGGAAGAACUCCGGCAUUGACCGGACCGUGGUGGAAUCGCUUCCCGUUUUCAGAUUCGGAGCGCUGCGAGGACAAAAGGAGGGACUGGACUGCGCAGUGUGCCUGACGAAGUUCGAGGCGGCGGAGGUUCUCCGGCUGUUGCCGAAAUGCAAGCACGCGUUCCACGUCGAGUGCGUGGACACAUGGCUGGACGCGCAUUCAACGUGUCCUCUCUGCCGCUACCGCGUGGAUCCGGAGGACAUUCUUCUGGUGGAGGACGCAAAGCCGUUCCGCCAAACUCAACAACGGAACAACAACAGCAGCAGCAACAACGAGGAACGCGCGCGUUUGAAUUUGGACGUGGAGAAGCAGGAGAUCGCGGAGUCUGGACGGAGGAGGCAUUCGUCAGUGGGGGAGAGGGGAACGGAGGAGCAGAGUAGGAAGUGGACGACGUCGUUUCGAAGGUCGUUGGAUAGCGCGACACCAAGAAAAAAGAGCGAGAGCGGCGGUGUUGUUGGUAUUGGUUGGAUUGUGCGCGCGAGAAAAGACGGAAUGUUGUUGACGCAAGAGACGGAGAGAGAGGGUGAUAGGACAAGCGUUGAACGGAGGCUGGAACACCGGAUCAUUGUCUCCCCGGGCCCAGGCCCAGGCCCAGGAAAAAUGUAUGGGGUCCAGCAGCGGUGGAGCGACGUGCAAGCCUCGGACCUGCUGUAUCUGACGUCGGAGAUGAUCCUGAGCGAGGCCCAAUGGAACACGCGCCGCGGAGGAAGGCGAAGGGGGACGCGCCGUACCAAUGAUGAUGAGGUUGAGGACAGUUGGAGUGGCAGAGGGAUAAUAAAUUCGAGAAGUGUGUCUGAGAUCACGGGAUUGAGCAGGUUCUCGAGCAUUACCAAUAAUAAUACCGAGGAGGACAGAUACAGAGACAGAGACACAGAGUGGGAACAACAACGACAGGGAGAAAGAGAAGAGGGUCUUGUGAGAAGGUGGUUGGGUUGGAUUUCAAAAUCACGCACACAAACGCAGCCACAAACCCAACCAGCUGUACGGUAG